This is a messenger RNA of Nicrophorus vespilloides, 3325 nucleotides long. RefSeq lists its product as uncharacterized. The transcript is spliced from 8 exons. NCBI's taxonomy places the organism in Eukaryota, Metazoa, Arthropoda, Insecta, Coleoptera, Silphidae. Bases 561 to 3263 code for a protein of 900 amino acids. The record is from RefSeq and is a predicted model, not a curated record.
AAUGUAAAAAGGCGGAGCAGUAGCAACAAUAGCAGUAGAAAUAAAAAAAUCCAAAAAUAGAUCAAACUUUUCCUCAUCGCUAAUUUGAUUAUUUUUAACAACAAUGCAUGGUAGCAUUAUGUGAUGCGUCAUUUGUAAUUAUCGCAGCUUUAGUAAUGCUUUGGUCAAUGUAAGUGAUUAUCCAUGUUUGAUCAUUCACUUUUGAAAUGUUUAGACAAUUUGUUGUUGCGAUAAUGAAAGUAUUAGGUGGCGGCGAUCGGAGUAGAAGGAGGCGGCGACCGCGACCGACUUACCGCCGACUUGCGGGAUAGAAAAUGAUAGAACUACGUUCGUGUGGUGGAAAAAUUCCGGCGGCGGAAUUAUAGAUUCGGUUUAGUUUAUACAAAUAUCGACCGAGUGUUAUUUUCUUCAGUGACAUGACGCCGGUCGUGCGGCCAGACACAAAGCACAUCGCCAAACGCCAACAACAUCGACAACACCCCUACAAAUACUCCGUAAUCAUCCACCUGGAUGCUGACUCGUAAGCCUUCACCAAUCAUCUGCUCUGCAAGCUCCUAGCAAUGGAAGACCGCUCCAGGAAGAUCAGUUGCUUUGCCUCCUCGGAUGUUUCCGCUCCCCCGGUACUCCUCAGGAGGAGGUUGAGCGCUCCAGAAACUAUAAUGCGAAAGCACAUGCUAGCCCAGCAGAGGGCCGCUUCGCAGGAUAGCCAAAACUCUUCGGAGAGUGCCCAAAGCUGCAACUGGCCCAUGGACCCGAGCAGCGAUCCCAACCUCUCCAAGAGGCGCGAAAGCGAUAUCCGCAAGUCUACCCUGAUGAAACGUUUCUGGGACUCUUCCAGGAUACAAUUCCCCAGAACGUACUCGGAAUGGCAGUACUCGUUCGGUAAAAUGAAGCUGUCUUCUACUCCUACAACGCCAGAGCAUUCUCGAGGAAGCCGCAAGAAUAUAUUCGAAGCUAAAACUAAGAGUUCACCUAAACGCAAAAUUUCUAUCUACAAUGGCACCUAUACUAGUGAAUCCAGGAAAAGUAGCGUGGAUGAAUCGCCUAAGCACAUGAGGAAGAUCUCACCGAAACCAGAUAGCAACAACGAGGAUUAUGCUGUGUAUUCCAGCAACUUUAGUAACGUGACUUCGUCGGAAUCUCAGAAUACGAGUAGAACAGUGGAUAAUUUUGAUUCUGCUUACGCGAAUAGUUGUACUAGCGUUUCUCGGUCUGCUGAUACUGCGAAAGAGAAUAACAACAAUGUCAGUAUGCCAAUAAAGUACCAAUUCGUGUUGAGCAAAGAUGCGGAAUUUGUGCCGAAAACUACAAACGAGGCUACUCAAACCACCGAUACCACAAACUUGAACGUGAUUUCGAACGUGCACUUGAGCCAAUCGACACUCAACUUAAUUUUUAAUCAGGUCAUGCAAGACGUUUUGAAAAGCAAGCCCGAACCCUCGCAACCUAAAAUAAUCAACGUACAAACCCUUCCAACAUUCAAUGUACAAACGAAACCAGAGGACAAACCUACAAGAUUGAUCAGUGAAGUAAACGUGGGAAGUCCCUACAAAGUGAAAGAAUCUCCAUUAGUGCCUCGCCUUUCUGCCUUACCUAGAUCUACCUCAAUGGAAGUGAAUAUUUCGUCAAAUGAUUCUUUCGACAAAGACUCCGAUUCCUGCAGCCUUGUUGAUAGCUUGGAAGAUCCGAGCUCUCCAAAAAUAAAGAAUCCCGAGGAUAAGCUACACUUACUUCCAGACAACAGCAGUUCAUCAAACAACAUCCUCCAGAAAAAGUCCUCCGUCUUUUAUAUACCAAUGAAAAAUGAGCCUGAAAUGAUAUUAGAAGAAAAUACAUCGGGGGAUGUUUCCAAUCUGCUACCAAGCAAAUUAAAAGAGAAACUAAUGAAGCGUCAGAUCAAGCGGGAAGAGAAGAGGAAGGAGAACAAGAUCAGGCACUUCGAUGUGCAAAACGGUAAUUACAGCACCUACUUUGAUACCAGCCCCGAAUUAUCUGCAAAACCGAAACCGCGCAAAAAGAAAACCACUCUACCCCUCAUCGAAAACAAGCCGCUGAAACCAAAAUCUUUUUGGUUGCCGCGCAAUAAGAAACCCGAGAAAUUAACUCCACUUACGAGAGAGUCCAAGAAACCAGAAAGUAAGCAAAUUGAGAUACUUGAAGUGAUGGAGAUCGUUGAGCCUACCAAAGUACUGAGUGCGCUUCCAAAGACUAAAUCGAAAAUACCUGUUUUAGUUCAGCAGCGUUUACCUAAGCUGAGCCAUCGCAAAGCGCAGAAACCGGCCUACCUAGAUUACACUGAUGCGCCAGAUCCUAAGUUCGAUCAGCUGAUUGCAAAUAUCCUGAUCGAUUCGCUGAACCGUGAAGACCUGGAGACCAGUCGCCAAAAGAAAUUCGACACAAUCCCCGAGGAGAAAGCCGAGCAGAACAAUAAUCCUAUCGAUAAGGUCGCUGAUCUCCUAACUCAGCAGGUCCUCGAGAACAAUAACGUUGAAGGUAAUGAGAGCACGGAAUCCCCAGAAAACGCGCAAAUGCCGAAGGGAUGGAUAACGUUCUACAUGUUGCAAAAAAAUAAUUCACCUGAGAGUACGUCAGACGAAGUUGUUUAUUUAGGCACUAUAAAUAUGAAAACCUCUAAGAAGUGUGAUAAAAUAAGUCAGACACCGAAAGACUCCGAUUACAAAUCUGAAGAAAGCGACUCGGAGUCUGAUAGGGCAACGAAGUACCAGAAAGGAAGCACUUCGAAAUGUGGCUGGUCGGUGACUGUAAGUGGAACGAGCAAUGGUGAGAUAGGACCUGAUGUAGAGAUGCGACUGAAGUUUCCUAAACUUGUCCAGAAAAUUGAGAAAAAAACAAAGAACCGCGACGAGAGUUUCCAAUCAAAAUUUCCUCCUCUCUCCAACAAAAAGAAAGAAUCAGGAAUCACUUUUGAAGAAAUGUGCUCAAAACGACAGUCAGCUCUUUCAAAUACAAAACCAUAUCUAAAUAGUAAAACUCACGAUGGCUUAUUAAAUCAAGCCAAGUACGAACCUAGGCCUACAAAAACAAGUACUCAAAGGAGAUUGUUGCAUCGUCCGAAAAAUUUAAAGGAAAUCACAAUUCCUAUAGACUCAAACAGGAAUUUAGAAGAUAUCUUCAGGAAGUUUCCAAAUAUUCUCGCAGUGAAUGGAAAUGCUAUGAGCCGAGAGAAGAAGUCUUCAUUGUCUAAAUUAACUGAAAGUGAUUUGAAACAUUUAUUAUCCCAUUUUAAUAAGAACGUGCAAUAAUUGUUAAGUGACAAAUAUAUAUAUAUUUAUAAGUGCUAGAUACUCUAUACAAUAUAUGAAGC